AGCAAACACCAAACACACAUUAAUAAUGUACACUUAAUUAACAUGUACAUUUGCGGUAGAUACAACUUGUAAGGUGUCUUAACAAAUAAGCCAAACGUUGUUUGACCCUCCUUUCUCUCUCUUAAGAUUCCAUUUUUCAUACUUUUCUCCCUCUUCUUCUCCAUUUUUUCACCCAUCUCCUGUUCAAUCCCCCAUUAAUCACUUAAAAAUCCAAUCCUUUUGCUCUAAAUCACCAAGAUUUGUUGUUUUAGUUAGUAAUUUGAGAUGGGUAAUUGUUGUAUAACACCCUCAGAUUCAUCUAAGGAGAAGAAGAGUAAAGAUAAGCCCAACCCAUUUUCAGGUGAGUACGCUGGCAACAAUGGUUACAAAUCAUCUGUUCUUGAAAACCCAACUGGCCAUCAGAUAGAGGAGACUUAUAAGCUUGGUGCUGAACUGGGGCGUGGUGAAUUUGGGGUCACUUAUUGCUGUACAGAUAAGUCUAGUGGUGAAGUGUUGGCUUGUAAGUCAAUUUCCAAGAAGAAGCUGAGGACUAAAGUUGAUAUUGAGGAUGUGAGGAGAGAAGUUGAGAUUAUGAAGCACUUGCCUGUUCAUACUAAUAUUGUUACUUUGAAAGAUACUUAUGAGGAUGAUGAAGCUGUUCAUUUGGUUAUGGAGUUGUGUGAGGGUGGGGAGUUGUUUGAUAGGAUUGUUGCUAGAGGUCAUUAUACUGAAAGAGCUGCUGCUGGUGUUACCAAGACCAUUGUCGAAAUUAUUCAGAUGUGCCACAAGCAUGGGGUAAUGCACAGGGAUCUUAAACCCGAGAACUUUUUGUUUGCAAACAAGAAGGAAACAGCAGCCCUGAAGGCGAUUGAUUUUGGAUUGUCGGUGUUCUUUAAACCUGGUGAGAGAUUUAAUGAGAUUGUUGGAAGUCCUUACUACAUGGCUCCAGAAGUGCUAAGACGAAAUUAUGGUCCAGAAAUAGAUGUUUGGAGUGCUGGAGUAAUCCUCUACAUCUUACUAUGUGGUGUUCCACCCUUCUGGGCAGAAACUGAACAAGGAGUUGCACAAGCUAUCAUACGAUCUGUUGUCGACUUUAAAAGAGAUCCUUGGCCUAAGGUAUCUGAUAAUGCAAAAGACCUUGUGAAGAAGAUGCUCAACCCUGACCCGAAGUUGCGGCUUUCUGCUCAGGAAGUGCUUGAUCAUCCUUGGAUACAAAAUGCCAAGAAGGCCCCUAAUGUUAAUUUGGGUGAAACUGUGAAAGCAAGAUUAAAGCAAUUCUCAAUGAUGAAUAAGCUCAAGAAAAGAGCUCUGCAGGUGAUUGCUGAGCAUUUAUCAGCUGAAGAAGUAGCAGGCAUCAAGGAGGGAUUCAAAGUUAUGGAUAUUAACAAUAAGGGGAAAAUAAACAUUGAUGAAUUGAGAGCGGGGUUGCAAAAGCUUGGUCAGCAGAUCCCUGAUGCAGACCUUCAAGUUCUUAUGGAUGCUGGUGAUGUUGAUAAAGACGGGCACCUGAACUAUGGAGAGUUUGUAGCAAUUUCUGUCCACCUGAAAAAGAUGGGCAGUGACGAUCACAUUUAUAAAGCAUUUGAGUUCUUCGACCACAACAAAAGUGGAUACAUAGAGAUCGAAGAGCUAAGGGAGGCCUUGGCUGAUGAAGUUGACACCAAUAGUGAGGAAGUCAUCAAUGCUAUUAUUCAAGAUGUUGAUACAGACAAGGAUGGACGCAUAAGCUACGAAGAGUUUUCCACGAUGAUGAAGUCUGGUACAGAUUGGAGAAAAGCAUCAAGACAGUAUUCACGAGAUCGGUACAAUAAUCUAAGCUUGUCACUCAUGAGAGAUACAUCAGUGAAGGUGAAGGAUGAGAUCAGAUAGCUCCGCGACAUAUUAUACCUCCGGUAAGACUGGAGUUCUAACGUGUCCUUGAUCGAUUAAUUUUUUCUCGGGUUUAUAAUUAUUUUUUUGGUAGACCCUUCUCUAUCGGGAUAACUAGAAUGCAGGUCCCAGGUGUUUAUGUUAUUUUGAAGUGUUGUGUAUUUUCAUUUGUUUGUGGGGAGAGCUAGUUGUUUAGCGGAGUUUGAUGGAGGGUUACAGAAGGGGGGGUUUAUUUGUGGGUGUAAAUAAGUUGGCUAUAUUUCCACUCUGCACUAAAAUUGUUUCUUUGCUGAUUUCCUUUUUACCUUGGUUGCUUGAAGCAUUUCUGCCCAUUUGGUUUUACCAAGGAAUGCAAUUGUCAUCUGACUUGGGGCCAAGUCAUUUUCUUUUC
Daucus carota subsp. sativus is the source of this 2239-nucleotide messenger RNA. RefSeq names its product calcium-dependent protein kinase 7. The coding region runs from base 265 to 1848 and encodes 527 amino acids. Gene Ontology annotation, cellular component: cytoplasm; plasma membrane; nucleus. The record is from RefSeq and is a predicted model, not a curated record. Lineage: Eukaryota; Viridiplantae; Streptophyta; Magnoliopsida; Apiales; Apiaceae. Gene Ontology annotation, molecular function: calcium-dependent protein serine/threonine kinase activity; calcium ion binding; calcium/calmodulin-dependent protein kinase activity. Gene Ontology annotation, biological process: protein autophosphorylation; intracellular signal transduction; peptidyl-serine phosphorylation. The transcript is spliced from 8 exons.